AUGGCGCUAGAUAUUGGCGGAGGUCUUGGCGAGCCCGAAAAUUUGGGGCUAAGAGAAAAGGAGGUUGAAAUUGGUUUUGGUCCCUGUCAAGCCGGCCUAGGCGGCCUUUCGCUUGCUGAGCGAGAGGAUCAGAGGAGAUUGCCCGCCGAUAAGUCAAGCACUUUUAAGUCUCAUUUGAACACCCUAACAGCUUUCGAGGGUGUUGUUGUUGCGCCACAGAAGCGAGACCCCUGCAUUUAA
This is a messenger RNA of Aspergillus tanneri, 240 nucleotides long. RefSeq lists its product as uncharacterized. Lineage: Eukaryota; Fungi; Ascomycota; Eurotiomycetes; Eurotiales; Aspergillaceae. The record is from RefSeq and is a predicted model, not a curated record. The transcript has 2 exons. Bases 1 to 240 code for a protein of 79 amino acids.